GCGCCGUCCCGGAAGUCUCGCGAGAGUCGGAGGCGGGCUGCCCUUGGGAGCGUGAUACCGGCGGGUCCCGCAGAGCGGGGUAGCGGCUGAGCCGCCAUGGCAAAGAGACUUUUCCAUCUAUACGCGGACAUCCCGGACGGCACCGACUGCCACCGCAAGGCCUACGCUAGCACCGCUAUCGGCGGCGCCGUGGGCCUGGUCACCUCCGCUUACAGCCUCGCACACUGGCCCUCGGGCUCCGUCCUCGAAGGAGUGACCAGGGCCGGACGGUACACAUUCACCGCAGCCACCAUCGGGGCUGUGUUCGGCCUGACCUCCUGCCUCAGUGCCCAAGUCCGGGAGAAGCCUGAUGACCCCCUGAACUACUUCCUCGGAGGCUGCGCCGGGGGCCUGACGUUGGGCGCGCGCAUGCACAGCUACGGGAUCGCCGCGGGCGGCUGCGUGUGCAUGGGCACGGCGGCCGCGCUCGUCAAGAUGGGCCAGCUGGAGGGAUGGGAGGUCUUUGCGCAACCCAAGGUGUAGCCCUGCCACCUCCCGGCCGGCCUGGAAUAAACCCUGUGUGUGUGACAGUG
Molecule: messenger RNA, 572 nt
Organism: Cavia porcellus (domestic guinea pig)
Lineage: Eukaryota; Metazoa; Chordata; Mammalia; Rodentia; Caviidae
Gene: Ndufa11
Product: NADH:ubiquinone oxidoreductase subunit A11
Exons: 4
Coding region: 97-522 (141 amino acids)
Biological process (GO): mitochondrial respiratory chain complex I assembly
Source: RefSeq, a predicted model, not a curated record